This is a messenger RNA of Xyrauchen texanus (razorback sucker), 2220 nucleotides long. RefSeq names its product N-acylsphingosine amidohydrolase 2 (gene asah2). The transcript has 20 exons. NCBI's taxonomy places the organism in Eukaryota, Metazoa, Chordata, Actinopteri, Cypriniformes, Catostomidae. Gene Ontology annotation, cellular component: extracellular region. Bases 1 to 2220 code for a protein of 739 amino acids. Gene Ontology annotation, biological process: ceramide catabolic process; long-chain fatty acid biosynthetic process; sphingosine biosynthetic process. Gene Ontology annotation, molecular function: N-acylsphingosine amidohydrolase activity. The record is from RefSeq and is a predicted model, not a curated record.
AUGGCUCGUAAGACUGUGUGCGGUCGUCUCAGUACUCUGGAGGUCUGGCUCAUAGUUCUGUUCCUCUUGAUGACAGUAGUGUCAGUGGGGCUGAUAACUGUCUUAGCCCUCAAGGUGGAUUCAGAAAAACGUAAUUACAAGGAGCCGACCCCGGCCCCGACCGUAAAUCCUCCAGAGAUCUCCUAUGUGAUUGGUGUAGGCCGAGCAGACUGCACCGGGCCUGUGGCUGACAUACCUCUGAUGGGCUACGCCAAUACUGAGCAGACGGCGAGGGGUCUCCACAUGCGUCUAUUUUGUAGAGCAUUUAUUGUGGAUGACGGCAGUAAGAGAGUGGUGUUUGUGACUUCGGACAUCGGCAUGGUCUCUCAAAGACUGAGGCUAGAGGUUUUGCAAGAGCUGAAAGCGAAAUACGGAGACCUCUACAGGCAGGACAAUGUGAUUAUGAGUGGCACUCACACACAUUCGGGUCUGGCUGGCUAUUUUCAGUACACCCUCUUUAUGAUCACCAGUAGUGGCUACAUUAAACCAUCCAUACAAGCCAUUGUCAAUGGAAUAGUGAAGAGCAUUGACAUUGCUCAUAGGAAUAUGAGACCUGGGCGAAUUUUUAUUAACAAAGGACAAAUAGAUGACAGCAACAUAAACAGAAGCCCACACUCUUAUAUGAACAACCCGGAAGAGGAGAGAAACAGGUAUGAAUUCAACACAGACAAGCAAAUCGUGAUCCUGAAAUUCACAGAUAUGGACGGGGACGGUAUGGGCAUGCUCAGCUGGUUUGCUGUUCAUCCCGUCAGUAUGAAUAACACCAAUCGCAUGGUGAGCUCAGACAACCUCGGCUAUGCCUCCUACGCCUUUGAGCAGGACAAGAACCGAGGCUUUCUACCAGGGGAGGGUCCGUUUGUAGCAGGCUUUUCUUCCAGUAACCUUGGAGAUUCAUCUCCCAACAUUCGCGGACCCGUCUGCUUGAACACGGGCGAGAAGUGUGACUACCUUAACAGCUCCUGCCCCAUUGGUGGAAAAAAAGCAUGCAUUGCUUUUGGACCGGGCGAAGACAUGUUUGAGAGCACCAGGAUUGUUGGAGAGAAUAUGUUUAAAAAGGCAAAAGAGCUGUACGGCAGUGCACAACAGGAGUUGCAUGGUGCCGUCCAGGGUGCACAUCAGUGGGUCAACAUGACAGAUGAAACGGUCCCGUUUAACUCCACUCAUACAGGACGGACAUGCAAACCUGCUCUGGGUCACAGUUUUGCUGCCGGAACAACAGAUGGAGGCGGAGAGUUCAACUUCGUACAAGGGGAUACAGAUGGAGACCCCUUCUGGGACGGCAUAAGAGAUCAAAUUGUGGGACCUCCGUCAAAUGAUACCCAGGAUUGUCAUCGGCCCAAACCCAUCCUGUUUAGCACGGGAGAGAUGGAUUCACCCCUCCCAUGGCAUCCAGCCAUUGUGGACGUUCAAAUCAUCACUAUUGGCUCUUUAGCCAUAGUUGCGGUCCCAGGUGAAUUUACUACCAUGUCCGGGCGAAGAAUGCGGGAGGCAGUCAAACAGGAGUUGGAGAUGCAUGGGGCUUUCAAUAACGCAGAGGUGGUCGUCGCCGGCCUGUGCAACAUCUACACCCAUUAUAUUACUACAUAUGAAGAGUAUCAGAUCCAGCGUUAUGAGGGUGCAUCCACAAUCUUUGGCCCUCACACUCUCUCUGCUUACAUUCAGCGCUUCAGAGGUCUGGCCAAAGCUAUAGCUCAGGGAACCAUUGGAGAGUUGCCCAAAGGUCCUGAACCUCCUUUCUUUCCUGAGGACAAACUCUUUAAUCUAGUGAAGGAUCCGGUAGACGAUAAAGCACCAGACAACAUCGCCUUUGGCGAGGUCUUAGAGCAGGUUAACCCUGUCUAUAAAGUGGGAGAUAUCGCAUCAGUCACAUUUGUCUCUGGAAACCCGAGACACUCAGGAGAUAUUAGAGAUAAGACGUUUGUCACAGUGGGGAGAUUUCACAACAGCACAGACACGUGGGAAGUGGUUCACACAGAUGCAUCGUGGGAAACAAGAUUUCACUGGAUAAAAGGAGCCGGUGGCCUGAGUAACGCUACAGUGGAGUGGCACAUCCCUUCCUCAGCACAGACAGGAACGUACCGCAUUCAAUUCUCUGGACACUACAAACAAUCUAAUGUCGUCACAGCAUAUACGGGAACUUCCGAUGUUUUUAAAGUCACCAGGAGUUUUUACUACUUCUGA